Messenger RNA from Amaranthus tricolor (Joseph's coat), 2670 nucleotides. RefSeq names its product exopolygalacturonase clone GBGE184-like. Gene Ontology annotation, molecular function: polygalacturonase activity. The record is from RefSeq and is a predicted model, not a curated record. The transcript has 5 exons. Gene Ontology annotation, biological process: carbohydrate metabolic process. The coding region runs from base 1412 to 2545 and encodes 377 amino acids. NCBI's taxonomy places the organism in Eukaryota, Viridiplantae, Streptophyta, Magnoliopsida, Caryophyllales, Amaranthaceae.
UUAAAUGGAAAACCUAAAUUCUAAUUCUAGAGUUUUAGUCUUUGCAUGCUGCUGCUUCUUUCUGUGUUCUAAGUGAAAUGGCGCCCCUCACUUCUCAUCUCCCUCUCACUCAAUCUAUUCUUAAGCAUACUGUGAGUAAAUGAGUUUUUGCUUCUUUUUUUUUCCAGAUUCUCAAUAUUUAGAUAUUAUUUAUUUGUUUGUAUUGUUUAUUUAUGCGCCUCAUUUUUUCCAGAAUCUUAUAUUUUCAUUGUUUAUUGAUUCUUCCUUUGUUUCUUUGUUCUACUAUCAUUUUUCAUUCAUCCACACAGACCUGAGACCAUGCCAAGUCGCCAACAGUUCUACAUUCCAAAUCUCAAGUGUUUUUAGGAGUUUUUCGGCUUAUAUUUGAUAUAUUUCGAAAAUUGUUGGUUGAUUUUUUAGGUUUUUUUUUUCCAUUUGUUUGUAUUUCGCAUUUUUGUACGAUUUUUUUUUGAUUUAUUUGUGUAUUUCGAAUUUUCUAUUUACACUUACUAUUUUUGAUUUUUUUGAAUUUUGUUGGUUGAGUGUUUUUUUUUUUUUUUUCAUUUGUUUGUAGAUGAAUACAUUAUUUUUGAUCUUUAAUUAAAAAAAUGCAUUAAAAAGCAAAAAAUCGUAGACUAGACCAAACCGUUGUAGAACGGUUUGAUCCAAUCCGGACUAGUGUCUUGAUUGGUUUGGUCUAGUCUGAAAAAUUUUCAGACUAAAAUUUAUAGUCCGGUUUGAUUUUUCUAUCAAACCAGACCGGACCGUGUGCAGUACUACUUGAACCUAUCCCCCACUACGAUCACGGUUGGGUGGGUGUUAAGUGGUCUAGGGCUUUAAUGGGUUUGUGGGUAAUUAGGGUGUAUGCGUGAUAUUCAGUGGCGGACCCAGCUAGGGGCAAGGGGGGGCAGUGGCCCCCCCAAUUUGAAAAAAAAAAAUCAUAUUUAAAAAAAAAAAAAAAUUAUUUUUUGCGACCACUUAGCGACCACCUAGCGACCGAAAUUCCCGUCGCUAAUAACCUUUAAAAAAAAAAUAAAAACGGCAGCCUUAGCCUACCAGCCUUCCUUCUCAUUUCGAAACAAACCAAACCCUAAACGCAUUCGACAGGCAGCCUUCCUCUUCCUCUUCCAAAUCUGAAAUCUCCACCGCCACUGCGCCACAGCCCACAAACGGCAGCCUUCCUCUUCCUCUUCGUCGCCAGUCGCCACAGCCACAGGCCCACGGCCUUCGACAUUCGACACUACAGAGUCACAGACACUCAAUUCCAUACUUCCUCUUCGUCCGUUCGUCGCUCACAGUCACUGACUGUUCUUCCUCUUCGCUACUCGCUUCCUCUUCCUCUUCUCUUCAAUUCCAUACUUCGACAGAGGACAGACACGACAGACGACAUUACACUUCGUCACUUGCUAUCAUGAAAGCAUGGCAGAAGGCAUGCCAUUGUAGCCAAGGUCCAUCAAAGGUAGUCAUCCCUGAAGGCAUAUAUAUGGUGGCUCAAGUAAUAUUUGCAGGUCCAUGUAAAUAUGAAGUAAUUGUUGAGCUUCAAGGAACAAUGGUGGCAGAUAAGGAUGUUAGCCAAUUCCCAAACCAUGAAUUUGUUGUGUUUCAAGAUGUGGAUGCUGCUACUUUCACUGGACCAGGAACCAUUGAUGUCUCUAACCAAGCCUCUAAGUACAACACACUUGACCAAAAUAAGGACGUUGACUUCUUUAAUCUAAUGGCUUCUAUCAAAAUAUUAAAGUCGAAAAAUGUGUUGGUGGAGAGAAUCACAUCUGUAAAUCCUUCAGCAUACCAUGUAUUAAUUGUGGAGAGCGAAAAUGUGAAGGUCCAGAAUAUGAAAUUGAAUGAAAAAUCAAUGAAAAAUAAGAAAAGUAAGACUAAUAAUGGAAUAUAUAUUGGUGCAUCAAAUAAUAUAAGUGUGAGCAGUAGCAUUAUCAAUACUGGUGGUGACUGUGUUACUGUUGCCCCUGGCUCACUUCAUAUUUCUAUCUCUGCACUCACUUGCCAAUCUGGUCAAGGAAUUAGUAUUGGAUCAAAAGCAUACAUAGAUACGUCAUUAGAUGUGAAGGGGGUAAUAGUGAAGGAUUGCAGUUUCAAGGAAACCACAUUUGGUGUUAGGAUUAUUCCUCGUUUGGAAGCCAAAACAAGCCUUAUAUCUGACAUCAAAUUUGAGGGUUUGAAAAUGGAGCAAGUUCAAGUCCCUAUUGUCAUUAACCAACUACAACCCCUCCUUAAUCCAUUAGAGACAAUACAAGCAAAGAUAGUUGGUGUUGAAUAUAAGAACAUACAAGGUACUACAACUGGAAAGAAUCCACUCUCGUUUUCAUGCAACAGUGAAACUCCUUGUGAAGGUAUUGAAGUGGUCAAUGUUGAUCUAAGCUUCAUUGACAAAUUACCCUUAAAUGCAAAUCAUGGUAUUAAUCUUAACAGUUUGAUUGGCCCAACAUUAAUACCAGGAGAUGCAUUGAAACUUUUGGUUAAAUGUUUAAAUGCAAAUGUAUUAUUUAGAGGUGAGAAUAAUGGAUUAGGUUGUAAUCUACUUCAAUAACUCGUAUAUUAUAUAGUAUAUGUAUGUAUUUGGGAAGAAAUUAUAUAUUGUAUAUGGGUUUUAUUAAGGAAACUAAAUUAGUAAAAGUGUAUUAUAUGCUUCAAUAAAAUUAAUAAAUUAUCACC